CAAAACCCAGGCGUGUAUAAAAGAACCAGAAAUCUAGGGUUCCUCUCCAUCUUCCUCCGGCCAUCAGCCAUCUCCAUCUCGCGCCGCAGCUGGGUUCCCUGCUCCGCCGAAGAAGCUGCGCCUCGCCGCGGCCGCCAGCAGACGGCGACCUCACUCCCCUUUCCGUCCGUCCGUGCAGCCCUUCCUCGAAGCGAGCUUGGGAUGAAGCCGGGGCGAUUGGGGAUUUCGGGCUGAAUCGAGGGAGCUCGUGUUCCUAUCUUUGGCUGGAUCGAGGCAGAGAGAGGUUUUGAUCUCAAAGUCUCAGUUUACUGAGGAAGUAGUGAACUUCGUUUGAGCUUGACAUUUAUUUUCAGAAUCACACUCUUUUCCACAUGGCGAGGGUUGAAUCUGCAUUACUGCCAGCAGAUCAUGCAGUGUCGGAUAAUAGUGAUACUGAAACGUCAGGAGUUGUGGAAUGUGAUUCCGCUGUUGUAGAAGAGGUGGAAAAGAGGAGUGCUGAAGUUGGUUUGCAAGUUCCUUUUGGAACUAAGGAAGAUGUAGAAUCCCUUGGUACAGUUUGUGACCUUGGGAACAAGGGCAAUGAUGCUGAGGCCGUCACUCCAAAUGGGGUUACGUUAGAACUGUUGGUCUCUUCCAAGUCUCCAGGUGGUAGUCUUCCAAUGGUCUGUAAAACGCCACGUGGAAACAUCUUUGAUCCUUUUGCUUCAGGACAAGAGGAGGCAGUCUGUGGUGCACCAAAGAAGGUGGUGGUCAAGGGGCCGGAAGCACUUUCCCGCAGAAAGCUAAUUUUUGAAUGUGGUGACUUCCCAGUGAAAAGCUUAAGUUUUGAAUUUGAUGACGCUGUGGAGGAGGAUGUGUAUCUCCAAGGGAUAUGCAAGAUGUUCCUUGAUCUGAUAAUCACAAAUCAAGCGCUGGAGGCGACCGGAGGAGGGGACCAGGCAGAAUCAACCCCACCUGAAAGCUACCAGACCCCUUCUUCCAAGCCUCUACUCACGGGCAUAGCAGACACCUGCCCAGAUGCACCUCCGCGGCCAUCUCAGAAAAUGCUCAAGCUCAGCCCAGGCAUCUGCAGGAAGCUCGACUUCGGUUCAGUCAGUCCGAGGUCUCUCUUCACCGAAGACAAUAAAAGCUGAAAGCUCGCCGUUCCUUCCGAGGAACAUCAUUCUGGUGUGGUAUCUAAGCAACCUUAUCUAUCUCGGCAGCACCAGCGUGGUAAAACUUUGCUAACUCUGUAUCUGUAGGAGAGCUAGCAGUGAUCUUGAAGAAAGUACUCCUAGGAACUGGUAGGAAGCAGUCUUAAGUUAUACAUGUAAGCUAUGUUAGUUACCUUUUAGCUAGAGCCUAGUCUUUAGUGCCCAGAUCUAUAGUAGUCUCCUCCAUCUAUAUAUGCCUUGUGGGCCUGUGACCUGGCGGUUCUGUAUAUCCUAAUAAUAGCUGUUCUAUCCCUGCUUAGAACUAUUAUUAUCGCAGCUUCAUUCUUGCUUUAGUACUGUAAUAAAAUGCACAGUUAGUGCAUCCUAUGUAAUCAUUGUAUCCUUUGCAAAAUUAUUUUCUGAGAUAAAGUUUUUUUUUAAUU
Molecule: messenger RNA, 1576 nt
Organism: Brachypodium distachyon (stiff brome)
Lineage: Eukaryota; Viridiplantae; Streptophyta; Magnoliopsida; Poales; Poaceae
Exons: 2
Coding region: 372-1133 (253 amino acids)
Source: RefSeq, a predicted model, not a curated record